AUGCCCUCCUCUCGCAAGUCCCAUUCGCCUCCCAAGAAGGAUUCGCCUCCUAAGACCCAGCGCACCCCUGAGAAGCAAAAAACGUACGAAGAGAAUCGACGCAACCUGGCUCGUUACCGCCUGCGACCUGAAGAAGUUGAAAAGAUUGCCAGACAUGAUGAGUUGGCUGCAGAGCUUGCUUCUCUCAAAGCACACUUGAAAGAUGCACAAGUCAAGCUGCUGCUGAAGAAAGUGCACUCACUUGAGCAACAGCUGUGGUUUCUAAAAGGCCAGUGCAAAUGCUCUGCAAACAGCGAGAAUGGCCCGCUUAGUGUGCAGCACCAAGAGAAGGAAAAAUGA
This is a messenger RNA of Durusdinium trenchii, 339 nucleotides long. The record is from the annotation of a GenBank genome assembly. Lineage: Eukaryota; Dinophyceae; Suessiales; Symbiodiniaceae.